AUGACGGUGAUGUCCGGGGAGAAUGCGGACGAGGCCUCGGCCGCUCCAGGUCACCCCCAGGAUGGCAGCUACCCAAGGCAAACGGACCACGACGACCACGAAUGCUGCGAGCGCGUGGUGAUCAACAUCUCCGGGCUGCGCUUCGAGACGCAGCUCAAGACUCUGGCACAGUUCCCCAACACACUGCUGGGCAACCCAAAGAAACGCAUGCGCUACUUUGACCCCCUGAGGAAUGAGUACUUCUUUGACCGCAACCGGCCCAGCUUCGAUGCCAUCCUUUAUUAUUACCAGUCUGGGGGCCGCCUGCGCAGGCCAGUCAACGUGCCCCUGGACAUGUUCUCCGAGGAGAUUAAAUUUUACGAGCUGGGCGAGGAAGCCAUGGAGAAGUUCCGGGAAGAUGAGGGCUUCAUCAAGGAAGAGGAGCGCCCCCUACCCGAGAAGGAGUACCAGCGCCAGGUGUGGCUGCUCUUUGAGUAUCCGGAGAGCUCAGGACCUGCCCGGGUUAUUGCCAUCGUGUCUGUCAUGGUCAUCCUCAUUUCCAUAGUCAUCUUUUGCCUGGAGACUCUCCCUGAGCUGAAGGAUGACAAGGACUUCACGGGCACCAUCCACCGCAUCGACAACACCACAGUCAUCUAUACUUCCAACAUCUUCACAGACCCUUUCUUCAUUGUGGAAACCUUGUGUAUUAUCUGGUUCUCUUUUGAGCUGGUGGUGCGCUUCUUUGCCUGCCCCAGCAAGACAGACUUCUUUAAGAACAUCAUGAACUUCAUCGACAUUGUGGCCAUCAUCCCUUAUUUCAUUACCCUGGGCACGGAGAUAGCUGAGCAGGAGGGAAAUCAGAAGGGCGAGCAGGCCACUUCCCUGGCCAUCCUCAGGGUCAUCCGCUUGGUAAGGGUAUUCAGAAUCUUCAAACUCUCCCGCCACUCCAAGGGCCUUCAGAUCCUGGGCCAGACCCUCAAAGCUAGCAUGAGGGAGUUAGGGCUGCUCAUCUUUUUCCUCUUCAUUGGGGUCAUACUGUUUUCUAGCGCAGUGUACUUUGCGGAGGCGGAAGAAGCUGAGUCGCACUUCUCCAGUAUCCCCGAUGCUUUCUGGUGGGCGGUGGUGUCCAUGACCACUGUGGGAUACGGUGACAUGUACCCUGUGACAAUUGGAGGCAAGAUCGUGGGCUCCUUGUGUGCCAUCGCUGGUGUGCUGACAAUUGCCCUGCCCGUACCUGUCAUUGUGUCCAAUUUCAACUAUUUCUACCACCGAGAAACUGAGGGGGAAGAGCAGGCUCAGUUGCUCCACGUUAGUUCUCCUAACUUAGCCUCUGACAGUGACCUCAGCCGCCGCAGCUCCUCUACUAUCAGCAAGUCUGAGUACAUGGAGAUCGAAGAGGAUAUGAACAAUAGUAUAGCCCAUUACAGACAGCCUAAUAUCAGAACUGGUAACUGCACCACAGCUGAUCAAAACUGCGUUAAUAAGAGCAAGCUCCUGACCGAUGUUUAA
Molecule: messenger RNA, 1488 nt
Organism: Apodemus sylvaticus (European woodmouse)
Lineage: Eukaryota; Metazoa; Chordata; Mammalia; Rodentia; Muridae
Gene: Kcna1
Product: potassium voltage-gated channel subfamily A member 1
Exons: 1
Coding region: 1-1488 (495 amino acids)
Biological process (GO): protein homooligomerization; potassium ion transmembrane transport
Cellular component (GO): neuronal cell body; membrane; synapse
Molecular function (GO): delayed rectifier potassium channel activity; protein binding
Source: RefSeq, a predicted model, not a curated record